CGGCGGCGCCACAGGCCUGCCUGGCUGGCGCGCCAUGGGCAGCGGCAGCAGCCGGAGCGGCCGCGCCCUGAGGCGGCUGCGCAGCCCCGACAGCCGGCCGGCGGGGCCCGGCGGGGCAGCCCCGGAGGGCGGGACGGGGCUGCCAGUCUCGGCGACGGCGGCGGCGGCCCGGGAGGAGGCCAGGGAGGCGGCGGCGGAGGCGGCGGAGGGGGCGGCCGGACCCGGACCCGGACCCGGACCCGCGGCGCCCCCCGACGGCGGGGACGAGACGCUGCGCCUGCUGGACCAGCUGCUGGCCGAGUCGGCGGCCUGGGGCCCCGGGGAGCUGGCCCCGCGGGGCCCGGCGCGGCCCCGACCCGCAGCCGGCGCCGGGAGCCCGGUGUCCCCAGAACGGAGCACUGAAGACCACCCAGAGAGCAGCAGUGUCUCUGAAGCCCCAGGCAGCUGCCACAAGAGGCCUGAGAGGCAGUCAGCCAUCACGUACGACUACUCCGAGGAGGAGCUGAUGGCCAGCAUCGAGCAGGAGUACUGCUGCUAAGGCUGGUGCUGCAGCAGCCCCGUGGUCACCCAGCGGCCAAUGCGCCAUUCCUCCCAGCCCCAGCCCCAGCUGACUGGGUCUCUUAGGAACCUAGGCUGGGUGCACACAUCCCCCUGUCCCGCCCAGGGCUCUAGCUGGAGCUUAGCCACCUCCAACAUGCAGUUACUCCCAGAUCUUUCACAACUGCCCUCUUCAAAUCCAUAUUCACACAGUCCUGAACGUGGCUGGCUGCUGGCCAUCAUGCUUGCUGGCAAGAGGUGAUCAGCUGUGCGGAUCCAGGCCAGAAGGAAGGCACAGGUGCUGCCCCGCAGGUGCAUGGGCAGGUGACCUGCCAGAUACCUGCCCCUCCUCUCAGUCUCUCGGGAGAUCCGUCUACAAGGUUCUCCUGGAUCUUGAAAUGCUUCCCCUUUCUGAAGGCCCACUUGCCACCUGCUCCGAAGAAGCCUCUUUAGCUGAGUGUGGCUCAGACUGGACACUUUGGGAACUCUAACACACGUCCCAGAGGGCCCCAGGGAGGUUCCGCUCUGGAGGGCACACCCAGGAGGUAUGCCUUACCGAGCUGGAGGGAGUCACCCUCUGUUCUGCAAAUGAGUCGCCUGGAGAUGUUAUUGAAAUGCAGAUUCUGAUUCUGUGGGUCUCCAGCAGGGCCCGAGAGUCUGCAUUUCUAACCAGUUCCCAGGUGAUACCCAGGCUGCUGGAUCCCGGCCAUGCCUGGAGUAGCAGGGACAAGGUGUCUGAGCUUUAGGCCUGGCUGACUCUUCCUUCCCCGGUGCUGGAGGCGGCCCAGAGCCACGACCCACCCGCCUCCCCAAAGAGAGGCCUGUGCCCCUGCAGUGGGUGUGGUGGGACAGGAGCCAGAGACCCCAGCUCUGAUCCUCGCUCUUGCACUAACUUGCAGUCACGCCCCCCCCUCUGGUCCUCAGCGUCCCUCUCUAGAAAGUGAGUCCUGGAGGCACGCCCCAUCCCCCAGCUCUGACCAUCUGGGAUCGCACGAUCCCAGGCUUCCUCGGUCUCUCGUCCCCUGGGGGCACGGGACUGCCUUCCCCGCUGCGGGUGAGCACCGGCCACACCUGGAAAGGGUCUUCAGGGCCGCCGGCUCUUCCCACCUGGUAGAAGGUAGAAAAUCACAGCAGUGAGGCCAGGAGAGCCUUAGAACAUUCCCAGCUGACUGAUGAGAAAGCUGACACCCUGUGAAUCAGGCAGGGCCUGGAGGCGAGUGCUUCUUGCGCUAGACGUGCACAGAGGGCCUACUGGGUGCCGAGCGCGGCUCCAGGCCUUCUCUUGGUCGCUGGGUGUUGCUUCUGAGCCCCAGCCUUCUGCUGUGGAGCUGAGUGUGGAACCUGCUCAUGAAGGGGGGGUGGGGCGGGGAACGUGGCUGAAAUAGAGGCAGGAAGAAAAACGUCUCCAUGUCAAAGGUGACAAUGACACAUCGAUGUCUGGAAAAGUCUCAGUGCCACACACGUGUCUCCUGGCUUCUGUGGUGGCGAGUUCCUCUGAGAUGCUACAAAGCCCAGGAAUUUAGAAAGCACGCUCCAUUCCCAGCUCUGAGAAAUGUUGUGUCCGUCCUCCUGGGGAAGAAGCCGGGCCACGGCCCUCCUUCUGCCCCUCGCACGAGUUCUCAAAGGGGUCCCGCCUGGCUCAGGCUCCCUCUCCUCACCUAAGGUGAGCUUUUCCGAGACACUCCCCUUUGAGGUUCCAAAGUCUCAGAGCCACUUCUCACUGGGCUGCCAUGCAGUGAGAGGGCACCACUGGGUGGACGCCCCUGGGGAAUUUCUGUUCAACCCCCCACUCGUUCUCACCUUCUGAGCCCCCGCUGCUGUGAGCCCGGCCCUCUGCUGGAUGCCAGGGUUCGUGUAGCAAGAUCUGGUCUCCACUAGCGAGGACAUGCUGUUUCUAGUGGCGCACCCGUAAAGAUGGAUUCACUCCAGAGAAGCUAAAGGCUGUCAGAGAACUGUAGCCAAAAGCCCUCUGAAGAUGUAGCCUAUGUGGAGUGGGGAUGUGGUUCUUCUUCUGGGCUGGCGAUAGUUAGGCAGGAGAAAAGCCUUCUUGGUUGCCUUUGAGAAGACAAAUAACAUUUGAGGCUCUGAAGUCCUGUGCUCUCCCUAGGAAGGAGACAAUGUAAAACCAGACCUUUGGGGUGGUGACAUCUGGACCCCCUGGGACCAAAUCAGACCUUACCAGGUGGGCGGGGCUCGAUUUUCUGGUGUGAUGAAACCCCUCUGGAAACAAAAAGCUGCCUUUUCUGUGACGUGUGGACCCUGGGAAGGAGCGGUGACACAUUUUAAGUCCUCAAGAGGUGGAUGACAUCCGAUGGACACCCUGUGGAGCUGGAGCCCCGGGGUGCGCACGCGAGACUGAAGAAGCGUGUGGUUUCGUGUGGCACUGAGGGCACCCGGCUGCGCUUUCAAGGUCCAAACCUCCACCAAAAUCAGGGGCCUGUGGUCGGCUGUCAACAGUGGCACCACGUGGCAGCAAGGCGUCCACACAGCAGGGUGUCCGCUUGGACUGGGUGUCUCUGUCCCUGGAAAGUGGCGGAUACAAAGACCCCAGCCUGGGAUAACUAAGCCCGAGAGGUUUAGGACUAUUUGCAGGGAAGGGGAGAAACUGUAGAGGGAGGGGCUGACUUUUCUACUAAUCUGGUGAGGAGAGGAUUUGAGUGAAAAAUAAAAAUAAUAUGACCUUA
Balaenoptera ricei (Rice's whale) is the source of this 3221-nucleotide messenger RNA. RefSeq names its product cystin 1 (gene CYS1). The transcript has 3 exons. The record is from RefSeq and is a predicted model, not a curated record. Lineage: Eukaryota; Metazoa; Chordata; Mammalia; Artiodactyla; Balaenopteridae. The coding region runs from base 35 to 538 and encodes 167 amino acids.